Molecule: messenger RNA, 2119 nt
Organism: Clupea harengus (Atlantic herring)
Lineage: Eukaryota; Metazoa; Chordata; Actinopteri; Clupeiformes; Clupeidae
Gene: mars2
Product: methionyl-tRNA synthetase 2, mitochondrial
Biological process (GO): methionyl-tRNA aminoacylation
Molecular function (GO): ATP binding; methionine-tRNA ligase activity
Source: RefSeq, a predicted model, not a curated record
GUGGCUAGUGUAACAUUGGCUAGUGUAACAUUGAGGCAUGCAGAGGCUAUGCAGUCUCUCUUGUGUGACCGAGUUAUGGGGAAAUCCACAGUUAAAGCCUUGGAAUAGAAACAAUGAAAUGCGUGGUUAAUUUAGGUGUUAUAGAAAGAUCAAUUCACCAACACAGCCUUGUCUAGGAAGUCGCAAAGGGUCGACAUGAAGGUGAAACCACAUCUCACUGUGCUAGCACGUUGUUUUGAUUCAGUAAGAUCACGGAGUCAGGUCUCCUCAAAUUUACUUUCCAAGUGGAGCUAUCUAAGGAUCUCAUCGCGAUUCACGCACACAGAUAGCUCUGGAAAAGUCUUUUAUAUAACAACCCCCAUUUUCUAUGUAAAUGCAGCUCCCCACAUUGGCCACCUUUAUUCAGCCGCAAUAGCUGAUUGUUUGCAUAGGUCCAGAGUCUUGCGAGGAUUUAACUCAAGAUUUGCAACUGGCACUGACGAACAUGGUCUGAAGAUUCAACAAGCCGCAGAGUCCGUACAUAAGGAUCCCCUCAGAUUCUGCAAUGAAGUAUCUGAGAGAUUUAAACACCUCUUUGUAAGAAGCAACAUUUCAUGCACUGAUUUCAUCAGAACUACAGAAGAUAGACACCACCGCACAGUUGAGCAUUUCUGGACUGUACUUCAGAAAAAAGGGUUCCUCUACAAAGGGACUUACGAAGGCUGGUACUCCACACAGGAUGAAAGCUUUCUCACACCAACUCAGGUCACCGAAGCCACCGAUGUCAAUGGCAAUGAAAUAAAGAUUUCCAUUGAGAGUGGUCACAAGGUGGAGUGGAUGAAAGAGGAAAACUACAUGUUCCGACUCUCGGAGUUCCGUUCUCCUCUACAGCAGUGGCUGAAGGAGAAUCCAAGUGCAGUGCAGCCAGAGAAGUUUCGCCACAUGGCCCUCCAGUGGCUCGACGACGACCUGCCAGACUUGUCUGUCUCCCGACAGAAAAGCCGACUUCAGUGGGGAAUUGCUGUCCCCGGCGACCCAGAGCAAACGAUCUACGUGUGGUUAGAUGCCUUGGUGAACUACCUCACAGUAGUUGGCUACCCGGAGAGCCACAGUUUGUGGUGGAGUGCUGCCCACCAUAUUGUUGGAAAGGACAUCCUCAAAUUCCAUGCUAUAUACUGGCCAGCAUUUCUUAUGGCAGCGGGAUUGCCACUUCCACAAGUGGUAAAUGUGCACUCUCACUGGACUGUACAGGGUAAGAAGAUGUCAAAGAGCCUGGGUAAUGUGGUGGACCCUUUUGACACAUCAGAGAGAUACACCGUGGAUGGCCUGAGAUAUUUCCUUCUUAGACAAGGGGUACCAGAGCAUGACUGUGACUAUGAUGAUACCAAACUGGUAAAGCUGCUGAACAGCGAGCUAGCAGAUGCUCUUGGAGGACUGCUGAACCGAUGCACAGCUCCUACACUGAAUCCUGCCCAAGUGUAUCCCUAUUUCUGCUCCAGCUCCUUCCCCAAGGGCUGCACCAAAGAACCCAAAGGAAGGGCCAAGCCAGAAGAUUACAAAAUGGUCGAGUCAGUCACUGAACUUCCAACAGUGGUGCAGGAACACUUCGAGAGCCUGCACAUCUACAAGGCUCUUGAGGCCAUCAGUGCAUGUGUGCGGCAGACAAAUGGCUUCGUCCAGAGGCACGCACCAUGGAAGCUUGAUUGCACUGAAGCCUGUGACAAACAGUGGCAUGACACCAUCCUCCAUGUGUCCAUGGAAUGUCUGAGGGUUUAUGGGACUCUCCUUCAGCCUGUGGUGCCAGGACUGGCCGAUAAGCUGCUCUGCAGGCUUGGGGUGAGGCCGGAGGAGCGCACCUGGGAGGCAGUCCACUUCCUGGAGAAGUACCGCGGGAGGAAGUGUCCUUUUGAAGGGCGUACGCUGGGCCCUGACAGGGGGGUACUUUUCACCCGCCUUGAAAGAGACAUGGGGAAAGAGAAGCCCAAAAAGAGCAAGAAAAAUAAACUUAACUCUCAAUAAAUGAUUACCUCAUGCUGCUUCUUGUUGCUGCUACCAAUAGUUUGUUAAAUGCAGAUUUGUCUCAUUUUUAAGGCUUGUGUUGCGGUUUCACACAAUAACAAGCAAAUUUCACUCUGAUCCU